This is a messenger RNA of Tachysurus fulvidraco (yellow catfish), 3072 nucleotides long. It is a transcript of the gene fbxl16, whose product is annotated as F-box and leucine-rich repeat protein 16. NCBI's taxonomy places the organism in Eukaryota, Metazoa, Chordata, Actinopteri, Siluriformes, Bagridae. Bases 349 to 1731 code for a protein of 460 amino acids. Gene Ontology annotation, biological process: SCF-dependent proteasomal ubiquitin-dependent protein catabolic process. Gene Ontology annotation, molecular function: protein binding. The transcript is spliced from 6 exons. Gene Ontology annotation, cellular component: SCF ubiquitin ligase complex. The record is from RefSeq and is a predicted model, not a curated record.
AUGAAUAGACACCAGAUGCCGUUAUUUUUAGCCUCCAUCAUCGCGCUGUUUGCUGUCGCGUGAUCUUUGAUUAUUCUCCUAAUACGAAUAAUUCUACUAAUCCCAGUUAUUCUAAGGAUAAAGAGUUCGUCGGAUCUCUAUGGCAACAUCGACACGUCGUAGCAUCAUUGAUCGGCGACGGGCUGGGCCGCUCUUAUCGCAUAUUUAUUUAUUUCCCCGUCCCUCGUGCGCGCGCGCCGCAACGUUGUGGGAAACGUGAACGCGCCGAGUUGGAAGGCUUUCACCCACCCAUCAUGGAUUAGUCCUCGCGCAAAAAAAUACUACAUCAUAAGGCUCUGAAAGCUGAACAUGUCCACUCCGAGUGAGCUCAAGUCUCCGUGUGUGACGCGGAACGGCAUGGUCAAGCUGCCUCCACAACCCAACGGCCUCGGCUCGGCCAGCAUUACAAAGGGCACGCCGGCCGCUAAGAACCGUCUGUGCCAGGCGUCCUCGGUGCCCCCAAGCCUGCCCUACCACUUAGAGCCGCUCCCCAUGGCUGCCGACGCCAGGCAGUACGCCAAGCUGGAGAGGCAGCUGGCUCUGGACGAGAAGGUGUUAAACCGGCUGCUGUGGUACUUCUCAACAGCCGAGAAGUGCUCUCUGGCCCAGGUGUGCAAAACGUGGCGUAAAGUCCUGUACCAGCCCAAGUUCUGGGAAGGCGUGAGCCCUGUCCUGCACGCUAAGGAGCUCUAUAACGCACUGCCCAACGGCGAGAAGGAGUUUGUCAGCCUGCAGGCAUUCGCACUACGUGGCUUCCACUCCUUCUGCCUGGUCGGCGUCUCUGACCUGGACAUCUGCGAGUUCAUCGACAACUACCCGCUGUCCAAGAAGGGAGUAAAGUCACUCAGCUUAAAGCGUUCCACCAUCACGGAUGCAGGGCUCGAGGUGAUGUUGGAGCAGAUGCAGGGGCUGCUACAUCUGGAGCUUUCGGGCUGUAACGACUUCACCGAGGCUGGCCUGUGGUCGAGUCUGAAUGCUCGGCUCACAUCGCUUAGUGUCAGCGACUGCAUCAACGUGGCUGAUGACGCCGUAGCGGCGAUCUCGCAGCUCCUGCCCAAUCUGUGCGAGCUGAGUCUGCAGGCGUACCAUGUGACAGACACGGCUAUGGCCUACUUUACCGCCAAGCAGGGCUGCACCACUCGUACUCUGCGCCUACACUCCUGCUGGGAGAUCACCAACCAUGGUGUGGUGAACAUGGUGCACAGCUUGCCCAACCUGACCGCGCUCAGCCUCUCAGGCUGCUCAAAGAUCACCGACGACGGCGUUGAGCUUGUGGCCGAGAACUUGCGCAAGCUGCGUAGCCUCGAUCUCUCCUGGUGCCCACGCAUUACAGAUGCUGCCCUCGAGUACAUCGCCUGUGAUCUGCACAAGCUUGAGGAGCUGGUUCUUGACCGGUGUGUGAGGAUUACAGACACAGGGCUCGGGUACCUUUCUACCAUGUCUUCACUUCGCAGCCUGUAUUUACGCUGGUGUUGUCAGGUGCAGGACUUUGGGUUGCAGCACUUGUUUGGUAUGAGGAGUCUUCGUCUUCUCUCUCUAGCGGGUUGCCCCCUGCUGACCACCACUGGCCUGUCAGGCUUGAUCCAGUUGCAGGAUCUGGAGGAACUGGAGCUGACCAACUGCCCGGGCGCUACGGCCGAGCUCUUUAAGUACUACUCCCAGCACCUGCCACGCUGCAUGGUCAUCGAGUAGAGACGAUGAAGAGCCUGCAUCCUCCUCAUCAUCAAAUAAAAACCUUCCUCCUUCUUCAGACGAACGAACCAGACUGAUGACUAAACCCCCAAACUCAUCUUGAAACCCACGAGGGGAAUCGACGGAAAAAGUGAAAAGACGGAGUCGAAGAUGAGACAGCGCAAGAGGAACACGGGAAGCUGGUCGGAAUCUUCCAGACCUUUGUAUUCAUUGGUCUCGGCUGAUGUAGGAAAGUGACACGAAAGCGAGCGACACGAUCCGAGGCGUCAAGCUUCCAUCACAACCAUCAGCCUUCACACACGAACCAUGAACCAUGAACCAUGAAGCGAAAAAAAAAAACUUUUUUUUUUAAUGUUCUUUUUUUUUUUUUUGAGCGAAACACGAGCUGCGUGAACUCCAGAAAAACCAAGACCAGGAGAAGCUAGGAGAAAAGUAAAGAACGCAAAAGAAACUUUGAUCCUUUCCCUUCUCGCUGUAUUUACACCCUGCACUCUCUUUAGUGAACGUCGCCUCUGAGAAAAUAGAAAAUACUCGAAUUAUUAUCCGCGAACAGCCGCGUCGAUCUUUUACCCCGCGUCAGUGCUGCACGCUUCCUUUCCUGCGCUUCGUUGUCCUCCUGUGUUUCCUUUUUUUUUUUUUUUUUUUUUUUUUUUGGAAAUCUUAUUUUUUUAAAUCUAUAUUUUUUGACGAGGAUUACUGGGAAUAAAAUACCAUAGAUUUGUUGAAGGAUGUUCUUUUCACGGUGUCGAUUUUAGUGCCGCAGGUUUUCAGUAUCGAUCCUCCGCCAACCCGAAGACUCGUUGCGAUGCAGCUGCUACCGUAGAACCUAAACACGGACUAAAUGCAUGGUGCAGUUUUAAAAUCAUUUUAGAUUUUUUUUUUCCAGUGCAAAAAUAAUAUUUACUCAAAUGUACCAAUCGACGUGGAAACUGUAGAUAUUUAUAACUCGGUAUAAAUAACCACUGGCCUGCUUUCAAACGCUCGUUUUUCAGUCCGGUUUGACGGUUUACACACUGCGUCUGUGCCUCUCUCAGGCCAUCACCAGGUACAGAUACUGUAUACACACACAUACACACACACACACACAGACAACAGUGAAAAAGUUUGUGCCCCCUCCUUGGCUUUCAAACCCUGUUCUGCGCCACCAUGAUGCCAUUUUGUGCGAUUAAAUAGUCUCUAAUAAUCCUGUAUCACGCUACUGAUGAGAACAGCGUCAGGAAAUGAAAUGAAAGUUUUAUGUGAAUUUCUUUUCUGAAUGAACAGCAUUUAUGUCUGAGCGCGACACUGGUGCUGUGUGGCCAAAUAAUGAAGAGUUCUCCAGUUCUUUCUUUCUUUCUUUCU